GUCAGGUCUAGAGAACCAGACUAUGAUGUCAUGUUAUGUUGCGCAGUUUUGACUGGCACACGUCUUCGGAUCAUUUUAUGUUUGCUGCCACCAGUGAUUGUCUUACACAGCUAGAGCUUGUCAAAGUUGUCGGAUUUUACGGACCGAGAUGAGCAGUGAGCAGAGAUACUCCUCCUCGUCACAUGACGAGGUUGAAGCCAAUGGAUCCCUGGCCUCCAGCUUCUCCAAUCUUAGCAGGCCAACUUCUGAUGGCGCCUCUAGUCAGCCUUACCUCGACUCAAGAGGGCAGUGUGACCCCGAGCGCUCAGACCGCCUGCGCAAAGACGCCUGGAGGGUCUACAACGACGACAGCCUACUAUUCGAUCCUCGGGAGUAUCCCGUAGAAGAUCGCUCCAAACUUCUGGAAUCGUUUUUGGAGACCUGUGCUCCAUCGAAGGUGAACCGGUCUGAAGGUAUUGGCUGGAUCAGAGUCCUAUCCCCGAGCAUUGAAGCUACAAAGGAAAUGAAUAUCAAGGGGCUGCAGGCAGACUGGGAACAACUCAAGAAAUCUGAGAAAGACAUCAACUUCGAUGCACUCUUAAAACUUGCAACGUCAUACAAGUACUUUGGUGGAAAUUGGAAUCUCUUUCCUGACACCGGAGAUGAGAUCGACAGUGUAUGGGAGAAAAUCGCCAGGACUACGGUCCGAGACGAGCUGGGCAUACACGCCAAGGUGACACCGUGCGUAGACACCAAGGAAGGGAAAGCUCUCUACGCAACUUCGCAAGGGCAGCACGUCAUCAACGUUUCCAUCUUCACUGACACUGUACAAAAUGCAUGAACCGCUACUUCCAGGGUAGACGCAUAAUCCUAUACCGAAAAGCAUGUUAUUAGUAUUUGAAUCUUUCCCCCUAGACCCCCACUAAGCUGCACCUACAUCAUGAGCAAAAAGCUGAUAAAACAGAAGCCAAGUUAGGACUUACCUAUGUCAUUGAAGGACCCGCGUAAUUUGGUUUAAUGCAGUCCCUGAAAAUGCACCCUUGUGUCCCAUUUAACCUUUGUGAUUGGAAAUUAACUAAUGGUAAUUAUCAAUAAUAUUGAUUUUGUUGAAAGAUUAAUUUACUCUCUUUUAAUCUGUCUUCACAGUAACAUUGUCAAGUUGUGAAACAUGGAUCUGGUGACCUUUCUAAAAUUAACUUGCUUAUACUGCAGUUUUGGGUUUAUGCAACCUGCUACAGGGUUGCAGUAUUAUUGUAACUUUGUUUUAUAUUUUGUUUAUGUAACCCAUGCACACAGCAAUUUUAUUUAAAAGUCUUUGUUUUAGAUCGUAUGUAACAAUUAUACAAACUUUUACAUAAGCUUUAUACAAUUAUAACACAAAUUACGCCGCUCUAUAAGUUAGCUACGAACUUAGUCUAAGGACCGAUUUGAGACCCUUGGCAGGAAGGACUGACUCAAGACAGCAGCUUCUUCAAUUUCUGCAGGCAAAGAUUGCAAGACGGUUUCUGCCGAUGGACCGAGGCAUAGAGACAUGAUCAACUAUCGAACUCGAAACUCAGCUUACAUAUCCAUAGCUGAAGUUCUUCAGAUCUUGGCAUGCCCACAGCCAAGACAUCAUCUUUGCACAACGUCAAUGCCAUCGCCUCUCCCAAGACAAGCAGUCCAAGAGUUCCGAUCAGCUACCAAAUCAAGCGUUGCAACGAGACAGCAUCGGUUCCGAGGAGUCGUAUCUACCCAAAAGCAAGCAAGCAAGCACGCAAACAAGCAA
Messenger RNA from Patiria miniata (bat star), 1747 nucleotides. RefSeq names its product UPF0696 protein C11orf68 homolog. The record is from RefSeq and is a predicted model, not a curated record. Bases 149 to 820 code for a protein of 223 amino acids. The transcript is spliced from 5 exons. Lineage: Eukaryota; Metazoa; Echinodermata; Asteroidea; Valvatida; Asterinidae.